Molecule: messenger RNA, 1559 nt
Organism: Scheffersomyces coipomensis
Lineage: Eukaryota; Fungi; Ascomycota; Pichiomycetes; Serinales; Debaryomycetaceae
Exons: 1
Coding region: 168-1505 (445 amino acids)
Biological process (GO): NAD-cap decapping; nuclear-transcribed mRNA catabolic process
Cellular component (GO): nucleus; cytosol
Molecular function (GO): mRNA 5'-diphosphatase activity
Source: RefSeq, a predicted model, not a curated record
AUACUUUAUAGUGUUUCAAAAAGAAAAAUAUAUAUUCAAAAUCAGUAUAAAGUUAAUUACUGCAAAAAAAAGAUGUAGUUUAAAUAUUUACGCGAGCUCUAAAACCAAAAUAAAAAAUAGAACAUUGAGAAAAUGUACGAUGAAUUGUUUGGUAUGAUCAGAUUAGUAUGGAUAGAAUUCAACUAUCUAUAUUAAAGAAACUAUCACCAUCUUAUUUGAAUGAAUUGGAGAUAGUAAAACAUGACCAUGAAGACGAAGAUGAGUUUCUUCGAAGUGUGUUCUUCAAUAAUGACAGUUCUAUGACAACGAUCGAACAAUCAUAUUUUACUAAAAUCAAUCAUACGGAUGGAUCCAAGACUGUACGAUUCCAAGAUGCAUCAGGAUUACGAGAGUUGAAAGUAAACCUUUCCCAUUCGAAACCAAGAUCAAAAUCGAAAUCAAAGAAGACCACUAAAACGAACAAGAGCACAUCACCAUCCUUUCCAGCUUUGAUAGGGUCUGAUCUAAGUGAAGGGUUUCAAAAGUUUAUACCAGAAUCGAUAGAGAAUAUUUAUAGUUUAGAGGAUUUAUUUAAAUCAAUUCAAUAUGUCAUGAGCGAUGGAUCAAUGAGUCUAAGUGAGUUUAAGAUAGUCACCUUAAGACGAAAUCUAAUGUCAUUAUUAUUACUUCCCAUCAAAAGGAAACCCAUUCGAUUCAAUAUCAUAUAUUGGAAACAUUUGAUAAUCAUAGAUUAUGAUUGGGAAUUUGAGGACAACAAUCAUCAAUUCAGCAAACUGCAAUAUUGUGGAUUCAAAUUUGAAGAUGUGAUAACGAAACCAUUUACUAAAGCAACAGAUGUCCUAGAUGAAGAUGAUAUUAUAGAAAAGCUUCAAAAUUUAUCCGUAUCCGAAGAUGAUCAAAAGAUGUCCUACUACACAGUAGUCAAGCUGGAGAUCAACAAAAUUCCAAUAUUCUUCACAGCAGAGAUAGAUUCUGGAAUUAAAGGGAAUACACCUGGUAUUCAGAAUUACGUUGAAUUAAAGACUCAUAGUAAUAAUUCGUCAUCUUCAAUUGAUGUUAAUUCCAAACCACCUUCAUUCGCAUUAAAAUCCAAAUUGGUAAGUACUUAUUGUCAGAAUAGAUUAAUAAAUGCUCAACAUGCUAUUAUAGGUUUCAGAUCAACUCAAUUUAGAUUGAACUCUAUCAAGUGCUUUGAAAAUAAUGAUAUUGGUAAUCUUAUCAAUAAAUAUCCUUUAGAUUUGACUGACGACUGCUUAGUUAAUGGAGGUCGUUUAUUUAAAUGGUAUGCAUUGCUAAUGCAUUGGAUUGAUCAUCAUCAUGAGAAAUUUACAAAAGAAAAGGAUAUGAACACCCCUCAGGUUUUUAAAUUAGAGUUUAAACCGGCGUCACCACAAAUGCUUGAUGGUUAUUUAAUGUUUACUGAAAUAAAAUCAGAUGUCGAAUCAAAAGCAAUCUUCAACGAGACUAUACCGGAAUGGUUUCAAACAUAUGUAAAUAGUUUAUAGAUAGUACAGGAAAUAGAAUUUAACCGAAUUAAAUGUAUAUUAUUAUGCAAAAAU